CUCAGUUUGGACAUUCAGUGGGUGAUUUUUGCUCUGUCUUCCUCUGCUGAUCAGGUUUUGUUCAUGUUUUAGUUCAUUGAAAUGGGUGAUAAGUCUAGUGUCAUCACUGAAGUUUUUCCAGUCAUGUCAAAAAUCACAGAGAGGAAGCUUAAUUCCUCUAACUAUCUUGAAUGGGUCACGACUAUUAAACUAUAUCUUCAAAGUACUGACAAGGACGAUCAUAUGACUGAUGAUCCUCCUAAGGAUGCAACUACUAAGAAAGUCUGAAUGAGGGAUGAUGCUCGACUAUUCCUCCAAAUCCGGAACUCAACUGAUUGGGAUGUGCUUGGACCAGCAGGAUCAAUCUCUUCAAGCAUAUUUCGUGGACUUCAAGAAGACAUAUGAGGCCUUAAAUUCAUUGAUGCCCUUCACUCCAGAUGUCAGAACUCAGCAACAACAGCGAGAGCAGAUGGCAACAAUGAGUUUUUUGGCAGGCUUGGCCCUGAGAUUUGAGGCUGCCCGAGAAAGGGUCCUUGCAGACUCUGAGGUUCCCACCCUACAGGAUGGGUACUCACGGAUUCACCGUAGUGAAAGUGUAAAACCCAUAGAGCCUUCAGAUGGUGCACCCCAGAAGGCUCUUAUAAAUCAUAUGUUAGGUAAUCCUAGCGUCUUCUCCACUUUUCAGCCCUACACAUCUCAUUCCCCUGUUACCCUUGCUGAUGGUUCCACAUCUAAGGAUCUUACGACGAACAAGAUUAUUGGUGAAGGACGUGAGACUAAUGGCCUGUAUCUUCUCAACACUUCCACUCCUAAAGCAGCUGCUUGUGUUGGGAUUGAGUCACCUCUUGAGAUUCAUUAUCGUCUUGAGGAUUUGACUCCCGAUCUGUUCUGUUCUGCUUUUACGGAAUCCUACCCAUAUGAUGAUGACUACCAAGUCAACAAUGGGCCUGACUACUAUUUCCUUCGUGAGGAACCACCAUAUGACACCCUGUCUAGGAACUUUGGAUAUUCUCCACACCUAGACACUGAUGGGGAUAACUAUUAUGAACCUCAUGGAGAUAACGAUGACUAUGACCAAUAUGGGCCUAUGUGCGACAAUCAAUCUGAUCCACUCGUCGAAGAAAUCAUAAGAUUAGAACAGAAAGUUUUCUAUUUCGACGAGGUUCUAUUCGCUGAAGGCUCCUGGUAUGAACCACCAUACUGCCGUGACUACACCCUGUUUGCUGAAGAACAUAUUGAGGCAAACAAGGUGGCAAUUCGAGAAAGAGCAAAACUUCUCGAAUCAGUCCGGAAAGAAAAGGAGUUCGAAAGGAGAUUAUGUGAAGGAUCAGAAAUGAUGCAGAAAAUGCUGGAGGACUUCCAAAGAGAGAGACUAGAAGCUGAGGCUAAAGCUGAUAAAUUAGUCAAUGAUCUCUGUAAGGCUGUUGAACUCAAACGCUCCCUCCAACCUGAAGAUCAAAUGAGGGAGAUUAAUGUUCAAAAGGAGGCUCUAGAACCUAAGACCAACCCCGAGUCAUUCACUCAUCAGGUUGCAGUUCUAGAAGAUUCACCCAGUUCUACACCAUCACAGAAACCCGAGAGCAUAACAACUCUCCCUAGGGCUACUGUGGUGAUGUUACCUAAAUCUCUUCCUAUCCAAAUCCCAGCCAGCAUAGUCGUACAUGAGGUGGAACCAACUGAGGGACCUGACUCAGAACCACCUAUGCUUAUUCAAGAAAAGAAGGAGGAGGAAGUUUGGCAUAUGGAAGUAAAUGACCAUCUCCUUAGUCGUGUUAAAGACACACCUCCAGAGGAACCUGUUCUGGAGGAAAUAGAGCCCACUACUUACCCUCAAGAUUACGACAUCCAAGAGUCUGAGGAGGAAUCUAUAGAUGAGAAAAUACUUUGCACCAAUGAUCCAAUUCCGUCUAUAGAAACCUGCGCAAAUAAUGAUUCAUCUGAAGAUUCAGACCAUGCUUUCUUUGAUUCAUUACUUGAUGGGUAUGACUAUGUCUGCCUGAAGGAUGGUUGGAGUCAAGCAAGUUGGGACGAGCUUCUGGCGAGUGACCAUGACGACUCUUCCAUGGGGGUAAAUGAGAGAAUUGUAGGGCAUACCUUACCGUGGGAGCGAAGAAGAGGUCUCACCUGGCGAAAACACAAGGUUUCUGCAACCUUCGAGGCUUCUUGAUCCAAAAGUCUUGGUUGAAGUUGGCUACUGAGAGGAUAUUGACUUCCUCAGUAAAGUCUCUUUUUUUUC
Messenger RNA from Cuscuta campestris, 2215 nucleotides. The record is from the annotation of a GenBank genome assembly. Lineage: Eukaryota; Viridiplantae; Streptophyta; Magnoliopsida; Solanales; Convolvulaceae.